This is a messenger RNA of Necator americanus (New World hookworm), 690 nucleotides long. RefSeq lists its product as uncharacterized. The transcript is spliced from 6 exons. NCBI's taxonomy places the organism in Eukaryota, Metazoa, Nematoda, Chromadorea, Rhabditida, Ancylostomatidae. The coding region runs from base 1 to 690 and encodes 229 amino acids. The record is from RefSeq and is a predicted model, not a curated record.
AUGGCCAAUUUAUUCAAGUUGAACAAAAGUCAACGGCGAUUCUUUACGUGUUGGGGAAAACUUCACGUUAAGUUAGCAUUCCUUAUCAUAAUCCUAAUGACAUUGUUUGCUGAGAUCUUAGAAACUGUAUCUUAUGUGAUGGGUGGUUUUCCUCGUGUGUCUUCUUUGAUCACAUAUUCGUUAGAGGUAUGGGAGUAUUUCGUCACGUUCACUAUGAUCCUGGCAUUUUUGAGAGAAAGCCCCAUGAUGAUGCUUCCAUUUAUUGGACAAAUGUUUUUGGUCGUUGUGAUGAUGUUGAUAAUGUUCUUUCAACUUCUAUUCUGCGUUUUUGUUCCUUAUUCCUCGAUAGCCGAACAAUUUUUCUCGGAUGGACGCUACACCUUUUUACAACGAGAGAAAAAGUUGUUCUUUGUAUUAAUUAUUGUUGCAUUCUUCACGUUUAUUUCUGGAUGGUUCCUUAAAAUAGCACUUGCAACCUACCAGUAUUUUGAUUAUAUGGCUAUGAAGAAGGCUCGAAAAUCUGGACGUUCAGCACAUGAACAGCUUCCCGCACUAGUUCAACAGGAUGCACUUCCACCACCACCAUCAUCACCAUCUCAAUCAUUUCCAAAUCCUAACUUUAACGGCAAUUCGGAUGACGAAGAUGAGGUUUUUGAGAAGUCUCAAACACCAGCGGCAAAUAUUGUUUAG